Molecule: messenger RNA, 4712 nt
Organism: Lutzomyia longipalpis
Lineage: Eukaryota; Metazoa; Arthropoda; Insecta; Diptera; Psychodidae
Product: GTP-binding protein Di-Ras2
Exons: 9
Coding region: 1063-1863 (266 amino acids)
Molecular function (GO): GTPase activity; GTP binding
Source: RefSeq, a predicted model, not a curated record
UCGAAUGUGUCGGACACAAACUUAAGUCAUAUCACUGAGUUGGGUAUCAUUGAGGAAAUUUUCUCAGAGAGCGGUCUUUUAUGAAGAAGCACCAGGAGUGACUUCAUCAACAAGGGAGCGUGUGCUGAAGCAACACAUUCCUUCUUAUCAACAAUCCCACUCCUAUCGUGCAAGAACAUCAAGACAAACUUAUAGAAGAAGUUUAUGAGAAUAAAAAAAAACCAAUUGAUUUUUUUCCCAUCGUGCACCAUUUAGUGAACACGUUAAAUAUUUCAUAAGUGAUUUAUAUGGACAUUUGUCUUGGUUGUUCAUGUGAAAAAUUUAUCACUCCCCUCGCGGCUUAUGGAGUUUCCAACAUUUUUCCAACAAGAUACAUAAAAAAGCACAAAAACAGUGCUGGCUGAAUAUCCUAUUCAGAAGAGGUACACCGCGCGCUAUAAUACCUGUCGAGUGGGGAUCACAGGAGUUGGAAGAGAAAGCAAUCAUCCGAAAGCACGAACCCUUGGAGAGGCAAUUAAGUGUGGUGGGUGAAGAUGCGUCCAACAAUUAGGCGCCAAGAGCCCCAGCAUUCAGUCGCAGAGAUACCAAAUUGAAUUGCUGGCGAGGUUGUAUUUUGGAAGGAGGCGGUGUGUGUGUGGCGACAAGAGGAAAUUUAAUCCAUCAUCCGUGGUUUCCGUGAAGAAGGAUGGUGAAUUUUUUAUCUGACCCACCGUCAGAUACUCACACGAAAAGGGACGUCGCCCGAGACGACGCCAGGAUCUUCUCAAUCUAGUGUUGUCCACAAGUGUCCCCAUAAUAUCACAAAACUUCUUCUUCUCCUUUAUCCACUCUCAGCAUUUCUUCACGCUCUAUCUCGCUUCUUGCCUUCCGCACCCAUCAACUCAGUACUGCGGGGUUUUUGGGAGGGGUGGCAAAUAGAGCGGGCGUACCCAAAAGGCAUCAACACUUGAAAGGAACUUGUGAGAAAGGACAUUGAGUAGUGUGGACAGGAAUCAUAUUAGCUUUCGGUGACGCAUUAAGUUGCGUCAAAGGCAUUUCUUUAGAGGUAUUUUCGCAGCCGAAAUGUCUGAUUUCGAAAGGAUCAGACUCGUUAUUUUGGGUGGUGCUGGAGUUGGCAAGAGCUCAAUUGUUAAGCGUUUCCUCUUUAAAACAUAUAGUGACAAGUAUAGAGCUACUGUGGAAGAUCUCUACAAUAGAGAAUACGACUUGGGUGCUGUUACACUAAAGGUGGACAUCCUGGACACAUCGGGUGACAUGCAAUUUCCCGCCAUGAGACGGCUGUGCAUUGCAACGGCUAACGCCUUCCUCCUCGUCUACGCCACAACGUCAGAGCCAAGCUUUGGGUGCGUCAAGCAAUGCUUCGAUGAGAUUCGCGAACAGAGGGCAGAUUUUCAGGAGAUUCCAAUUGUGAUAGCAGGCAAUAAAUUGGAUUUAGCUUCAACACAUCGGGAAGUAAAGAUCGAGGAUGUCUCCGAAUGGGUCUUCUGUGAAUUACCCAAAUUGAGGGCGAAGGUGUUGGAAUGCUCCGCCAAGGAUGACACAAACAUCACGGAUUUAUUCAAAUCUCUGCUUUCCAUUUCAAAAAUCAUGCCAAUUGGGGGUGGCGAGAGUACUUCUGGGCUAAAACGAAGAUCAUCAGCGUACGUGAGUGCUACCAGCAAAGGAAAACACAGAGUCGGAAGUCCUUCAUUGGGAGCCGACAAAUCAGGCCAAUCGUUCCUCGGGGCACCAUCUGGGGACUCUUCAAGUUCCACUGAUGCCAAAUCGAAACCCAGAUCGAGGUCACUCAUACGACGUUCUUCGCGAAAAACUAAACAACAAAUACAAAAUGCAUCCGGUUCUGACGAUUGCAACGUACAGUAAAAUAUCUGCUGCAGGGAUAAGCUGGAUGGAAAAUGAUGUGUAGUUGUUAAUGCACAUUCAUCUUAAAUUCAACCUCAUUUUGUAUGCCCCGUUUUCAUUUUAUAUAAAAGAAAAGUAAAUUGUUGAAUUUAUGAAAUAAGAUGAAGUGAAUUUAACUUGAAAUUAAUCCUAAAUAUAGUAAGAUUGAUAAAAGAGAUGUAAAAUUUAAUAUCGAUGCAAAGUGAAUUGUGAUCAACAAAUUAGAAUUUAAUAAGAUUAAUAGUAAAUGAAAUUGAAAUAGUUUUCUCAUUUUUUUAAAGAAAUUUUGAUUUAAAAAAGAAAAUUAAUUUGAGUUAAAAAAAUACUGCAGGGAAACUUCCUAAUACGUAUUUGUGUAAAGUAAUUUAAAGAAAAAUAUUUCUUUUUUUUUUAUUUUUUAAAAGCUCACUAUUUAAUUUAACUUAAACUGAAUCAAAUGGAUCGCAAAGACCACUAUUUAUUUAGUUUUUUGUUUCAAUUGUUUGUAUUUCAAGUUAAGUUACAGUAUUUUCAGUAUUUCUGUUCAGUAUUAUAGUCUGUUCUAAUAAACUGCGUUAGUUAAAGCUCACAAUGAGCUUUUAUUUUUAAUCUUAUCUGAAGCUCUUAGUCUGAAACUAUUUGUUAAAUCCAAAGAAAUUGUUAGUUUAGAUAUUAAUUUAUCGUCAUUAGGAAGUUCCAUUUAUACAUUACAAAGUUUUUUUAUUUCUAUAAAAAAUAAUUUUUUAUUCCGAAACACUUUAAAAACUUCAUAGAAAUAAUAAUUUUAAUAACUAUAUUCAUUAGUUUUUACAUAGGUAGUCACAAUUCUGAGUUAUUAAGUUGUGGAAAAUUGAAGAAAAAAAACUUUCUUAAAUCCUAAGAAAAAAACUAUCAAUAAAAAAUUUACUGCAAAUUCGUUUCAUAAAAAUACAAAAACUUUAAAAAACAUAGACUUCUUCACAAAAUAAUUCCAAAAAAGUUUUCAAAAAUUACGGUCCGUGUCCUUAAAUGAGAAAAGUAAAAAAAAAAAAAAAGUCCUGCUUAUAAAGCAUUGAUUAUGACGUGUGAAAAAGGUCUAAUUUCUAAUUUACAAAAUUAUAUCACAUGAAAAAAAAAUAUUAUAAUCAAAUAAACAUAAAAUACAAAAUAAAAUACAUAGUAAGAAAAUAAAAUUGUUCAAUAUUAUAAAUUAUUAUAAUUAGCAGAAAAUAUGAAAAUUAGGAAAUUAAAUGAAACUCCAAAAAAUAAAAAAACGUCCAAAUAUAAAAUCGAUAGAUGAUUGAUUAAUAAAACAAAUUACUUGCAACUUCUUGCGGGAAUUAGUAUAUUAAAUAAUUCAUCAAAAUGACUUAUUUAGAAGGUAUUUAUUAAAGAAAAAAAAAAUAGUAUUCAGUAACAGUACCUUAUUAUUGGUGUACGUAGUUUGUAUUGAGAUAUAGAUUUUUAUUGAGAAUCAUAAGAGAUGAGAUUGGAUGAGAUUAACAAAUUGUUUUUUUUUACACAUCAAAAUAAUAUUGAGAGGUAAUUGUGGUUUCAUUGUUGUGGAUUGUUGAGUAAAUUAUAAUCUAAAUAAAAAAAUAAUAUGUGUAGGUGUCAAAAAAAUGACAAAAAAGGCUAAAACACACCCAUUUAAGAAAAUAAUAAGAAGAAUUGUUCUUGUUGGGAUAUUUUUUUUAAAAAAAUUGCCAAAAAAUUCAAGAUCAAGUACAGAACCUUUUUUUUAAACUCUUACAUUUAAAAAGAAAAUUUAAUAUCCUUUGAAUCAAAAUACUUUUCUCCUUAAAAGCUUUUCUUAAAAAAAAAACGGUUCGAAAAAAUUGGCUGAUGGUUAUUUAUGAGAAAGAAAAAUCUCUUUUAAAAAAACAGGGUGCUCUCACUAUCACUAUAUUAUAAAUUAAAAAAAAAAAAACUAUCAGUGGGUUUUUUGUAGAAAAAAAAAUAAUGAUGAAUAGAAAAUUUUAGAAAAUACUUGCUGUCAUAGAUUUUAAAUCUUAUAUCAAUCGACUUUCCAUUUAAAAAAAAAAGAAGAAAUUAUGCAUUUUUUAAUGUACUCACGUGGAUUUUAAAAAUCAAAACAGUAAAAUAAUAGAAAUCUGCACUUUUUUCUUUCACACAAAAAAAAACAAUUUACUAAAAAAAAAAUAUUUGAACAAUAGCAAAAAAUAUAUAGAAUGAAAAACUAUUAAAAUAUCACAUAGUAUCUGCUCUAGAAUAGAUAAAAUUCUUUUCCAACAAAAAAUAUGGAAUAUAUUACUUACUUUCUGAGAAUAAAUUCAAACUUGUGGGAUCAAGCAAAUAAAGAACAAAGAAAUAAAUAAAAAAAUAUCUCUAACUGAUAUCACAUUGAUAUUGCGAACAUAUUGCGAAGAAACGUGGCCAAGUUUUUGGAUGAAGUUCUUCAAUGACUAUAAAUUGAUAAAAGGUAAUAGAAGAGAAUUUUUGCAUUAUGCAAUAAUUAUUUUUUAAUCAUCAAAUAUAAAUAAUUUAGUCUUCUCUUCAAGAAUUUAAUGCCAUUGAUUAACAUCCAUAGAGCCUAAUUUGGACUUGAAAACUACAAAUAAAAUGAAAAAUCAAAAAUUACAAAAUUUUCUUUAAAAUAACCUUAACUAUUCACAUAAUUUUGAGAAAAUAAAAAAUUCUUAAAGAAAAAUUGUUGCAUAGUGUAAAAAUUAAUAAAUGACGUAGUAGGCAAGGUUGUAUAGGGCUCGAGUACGUAUUUGUGGGGAUUGUAGUGAAUCAGUAGGUAUAUUGAAACUACAAGAGUAAAUUAGAGAAGGAUUAAAAAUGUAUCAAUGAGGUUGAAAAGGAAAAAAAAAGAAACUUGAGGAAAAAUAAAUAGCAUUUUAAAUGAG